AUGGGAUACAAAUCAGGCAGACUCUUCGAAGUGCCCAUCGGCACCAACGGCAAAGUCGUCGUCACCAGACUGGCCGAGCGAGUCUACAUGCUCAUGUGGAAUUCUGCACCAGACAACAGACUCACCACUUCUUUCUGCAAUGCCGUCCACACUGCCCUGGAUAUCCUCGCGCUGAAGUACCCUCAUGGAGUCGUCAUCACUACCUCUGGCAUCAGCAAGUUCUAUAGCAAUGGACUGGAUCUCGAGCAUGCGAAUGCGAACCCAAACUUUACCAAGGAUUCUCUGUUUGCGCUUUGGAAGAAAUUGUUGACCUACCCAAUGCCUACCAUCGCCCUGAUCAACGGCCACGGUUUCGCCGGCGCCCUAAUGACAGCAAUGAUGCACGACUACCGCAUCAUGAACCCCCACCGCGGCUACAUCUGCCUCAACGAAGUGGAACUCGGCGUCCCCCUCAAAGCCCCCAUGUCCAGUAUCUUCCGCCAAAAGACAUCUCCCCAAACCUACCGCACCUUGGUCCUCGAAGGCAAGAGGUUCAAAGCUCUAGAAGCACUGGAGGCGGGAAUUAUUGACGGUGUGGGGGGUUUGGAUGAAGUCGUCGCUUUUGUGGAUGAGUUGAAGUUGGUGGAGAAGACGGAUAAGGGGGUUUAUGGGCUGUUGAAGAGGGAGAUGUGGAGGGAGACUGUGGGGUUGCUUGAUAAUGGGGAUGAGGAGCCUGAGGUCAAGGAGAAGGUUAGGAAGCAGGAUGAGGAGUUGAAGAGGAAGGCUGAGCAGAGAGUCAAGGACUGGGAGACUGCUAAGGCUAAGUUGUAGAGCACUUAUGUAGGGUUUACAUUGCAUUACAAAAAGACUUUGGUGAAAGGAAUUGGAGCGAAGAAGUGGGUUAAACGUGAAUCAUCAACAUUAACGAACGAAUUAUUAGUUAUCUACACCUCAAGAACACCUUUUCAACUCAAACAUUAGAUACAAGGAAAACGAAUGACCAAGAGAAGCCUUUUCUGAAGCC
This is a messenger RNA of Aureobasidium pullulans EXF-150, 1003 nucleotides long. RefSeq names its product putative carnitinyl-CoA dehydratase. The record is from RefSeq and is a predicted model, not a curated record. Gene Ontology annotation, molecular function: delta(3)-delta(2)-enoyl-CoA isomerase activity; enoyl-CoA hydratase activity. The transcript has 3 exons. Lineage: Eukaryota; Fungi; Ascomycota; Dothideomycetes; Dothideales; Saccotheciaceae. Gene Ontology annotation, biological process: fatty acid beta-oxidation. Bases 1 to 810 code for a protein of 269 amino acids. Gene Ontology annotation, cellular component: peroxisome.